Molecule: messenger RNA, 2019 nt
Organism: Penicillium robsamsonii
Lineage: Eukaryota; Fungi; Ascomycota; Eurotiomycetes; Eurotiales; Aspergillaceae
Exons: 3
Coding region: 1-2019 (672 amino acids)
Source: RefSeq, a predicted model, not a curated record
AUGGAGAACAAUAAUCCAAUUUACCAGUGGCUUUCCACUGUGCAAGACCAUGAACAAAGGGGUCAUCAAGAUGAAGGCAUAGCUUUAGCUGAGAGCCAGGAACAAGCGAAUGACACCACUCUCACAACGAGCAUACCACGAGUUCGCAUCCCACUUGAGAUAUCUGAGAACGUGCGUGGGAAUGGACAUUCAGCUAGCAGGAAAAGAAAUUCAUGUCAGCUCGAUGAAACCAAAGCAUCGUCCGCUCACGGGAACAUACCUGGAAGCGAAAGUCAUAAGAGAUCUCGAAAUUGCUACGAACUAGGGCCUCGACACAAGACGCGCGAGGAUCGAUACGAGUACAAAGGCCCAUCAUCAGCUAUGGAGACACAUCGCAAGAGAAGAGCCAAGAAACUCCAGGGCAGGAGACACACCUUGAAUGAUGACUUCCAUGCCAUCAAUGUCACAGGAAACAGAUUGACGCUGCGCAGCAAUACGAAUCUGGGUAUAUUCAGCAAGGGACGGUCUUCUACAACCAAUCACCACGGACACAGCCCGUCAACAGCUCUUGCAAAGCCCACACCAAGUGUCAAGCCUCAUAAGCAUGCCGUAGAAUCCGACCUUUCCUUUUCUGAGAUGAACUUUCUGUCCCGGAGGAAUAAUCUCAGCCCGUAUCCACCGUCGACCGCCAGAGACACUUUCGAUGGACAGCAUGAGAGAGAGUACCAUCCACAAAAGCAACAGUUCAAUGAUCCUGCACAUGACUCCAGACUCUCUCACUCAAACAGCAAGUUGCUUGAUGUGGAACGCCAACUUGACUCCUCGGUCACACCGCUGUUCAUAUUUGAAAAGGCUCCCGUCAGCGAGAUCUCCCCAGUUUCCAGCCACUCUCGGGGUGGUUCCCCCGAAUGCCCCCAUAAAAGAAGAAAGACAGCAAAACAAUCAUCAUCUAUUCCAUACACUUGGACCGAAACUGAGGUGGACACCACGGAACACAGUCAUGCCCUCGAACAACACCUGCUGAACUUGCUGCGUGUCGGACUAUAUCCCCAAGCGCUAUGCUCUGAGAUCACAAACACUGUCUUGACCAGACGGUAUUGGAGUCUCGCUGAAUUACGGGCACUGUUGGAGGAGAGAAAGGCAUCAUGGUCAAGUGAAGCCGACAUAAGACACCGAGCUGUAGCCGAAGCCGCUCCACAGGAGGUUCCCGAGAUCAUUGCACCUGAUAGUUUGGACGUUGUCAAUGUUGGUAGUGUACAAAAUCAAACGUCUAAACAAUCCCCGGAUUCGAAUGUCGCUUGUGAGACAACUUGCCGUGUGAACAACGGUCUACCACAACAACCUUCAGUCCUCGAGCGACAACAAGACGGGCCAUGUCAAGCUUCAGAUAAACCGAGGGGUCUAAAUUCUCAGGCUGACAGCACAUCAAGCCAAGGUCGUUUCAUAGACAUCUUGAAUGAAGAUCAGUGUGAACCCUUGUCUCAGGAAUUGAUCGAGGAUGAAAUCAUUUUUCCUACAUCCGUACCAGAGGUCGAACAGCCGCAUAUGUCUGGCAUCGAGUUUUAUGAGCUAGAUCGAGUUGAUGAUGAUGAUGAUGAUCUGUUCUAUCGCACGCUUGAUGCUGCUUACCACGCCAUCGUGCACCCUGGGGUUGCGGCAGAAGUUGCAUUAAAUUUACAGCAGCUACUUGAAUCCCCCGAACUAAAUGGCGCCGAUCUUCCUAAUACCCCAGAAUUGACUGGUGUUCGGGACUCCGAUAUUCCAUCCCGGCGAGUAAAAGUGGGAGAGCCAGAGUGUUUGGCAACGGUCUCCCAAGCCAUCAUACAAGAACGGUUUGAUGAAAGACCACCUGCCCCUUCUUGUCAACAAAAGCUCUCCACGGGUCAUUCGGACGAUCCUUGGGUUGGCCAGAACAAUGAUUUGCCAUGGCUGACUACUGGAUACGGCCAGUUACAACCGCGUGGGUCAACUGAAUUUGAUGCGCGACAGAGUCAACCUCCAGGAUUAUCUGAUUUCUGGCGACAGAACAAAUUGUAUUGA